Messenger RNA from Penaeus vannamei (Pacific white shrimp), 588 nucleotides. The record is from RefSeq and is a predicted model, not a curated record. Lineage: Eukaryota; Metazoa; Arthropoda; Malacostraca; Decapoda; Penaeidae.
AUGUUCCAAGCCCCCAUGCUGAUUUUUAGCCUCGGGCAGUCACACUGGGUGGAUGCUACCUCUGCCAUCCCCACUGAUGCUGAGAGUGGGAAUAUGUUGUGUAGACAUAUGAUUUUUUACCCAACAGGUCACAGUCGUGGCAGCAGCCGAGACUAUGGAAAUGGCUGGACUUUUGGUUAUGAUGAAGCUCUAGGAUUAGUGCGCUAUGCUGGGAUACGUGCUCAUCAGCAACCCAUCACAGUCAUGACAUGUGAUCGCACAAGACUCAUUACAGGUGCACAUGAUCACACUCUUAAGGUUUUUAGUAUGGAUGACGGUAGUGCUUUGUUCACACUACAUGGACAUUGUGGUCCCAUCACCUCAGUAUUUGUGGAUGGCAGUCUAGGUGUGCUGGGGAGUGACGGAGAUGUCACAGUGGAUCUCGGCGUAGGAGCUAUCAUUGGCAGUGGGUCACAAGAUGGAAUGCUGUGUGUGUGGGAAGUUGUAACAGGAGCAUGCGUUUAUAGAGAACUGGAACCCCAAGGAAGGAAUCUUAAAGACACAGUCACAUUUGAGAUUCAUGACUUCCACGCUAUGACAAGGAUGUGA